Messenger RNA from Mandrillus leucophaeus (drill), 694 nucleotides. It is a transcript of the gene RPL8, whose product is annotated as ribosomal protein L8. The transcript has 4 exons. NCBI's taxonomy places the organism in Eukaryota, Metazoa, Chordata, Mammalia, Primates, Cercopithecidae. Gene Ontology annotation, molecular function: structural constituent of ribosome; RNA binding. The record is from RefSeq and is a predicted model, not a curated record. Gene Ontology annotation, biological process: cytoplasmic translation. The annotation marks the transcript as partial. Gene Ontology annotation, cellular component: cytosolic large ribosomal subunit; ribosome.
UUACGCCGCCCCUGCCCGCAGGACAUCAUCCACGACCCGGGCCGCGGCGCGCCGCUCGCCAAGGUGGUCUUCCGGGAUCCGUACCGGUUUAAGAAGCGGACGGAGCUGUUCAUUGCCGCCGAGGGCAUUCACACGGGACAGUUUGUGUAUUGCGGCAAGAAGGCCCAGCUCAACAUUGGCAAUGUGCUCCCUGUGGGCACCAUGCCUGAGGGUACGAUCGUGUGCUGCCUGGAGGAGAAGCCUGGAGACCGUGGCAAGCUGGCCCGGGCAUCAGGGAACUAUGCCACCGUUAUCUCCCACAACCCUGAGACCAAGAAGACCCGUGUGAAGCUGCCCUCCGGCUCCAAGAAGGUUAUCUCCUCAGCUAAUAGAGCUGUGGUUGGUGUGGUGGCUGGAGGUGGCCGAAUUGACAAACCCAUCUUGAAGGCUGGCCGGGCCUACCACAAAUAUAAGGCAAAGAGGAACUGCUGGCCACGAGUACGGGGUGUGGCCAUGAAUCCUGUGGAGCAUCCUUUCGGAGGUGGCAACCACCAGCACAUCGGCAAGCCCUCUACCAUCCGCAGAGACGCCCCUGCUGGCCGCAAAGUGGGUCUCAUUGCUGCCCGCCGGACUGGACGUCUCCGGGGAACCAAGACUGUGCAGGAGAAAGAGAACUAGUGCUGAGAGCCUCAAUAAAGUUUGUCUUUAUGCCACC